This is a messenger RNA of Humulus lupulus (European hop), 747 nucleotides long. Its product is annotated as major allergen Pru av 1-like. The coding region runs from base 115 to 600 and encodes 161 amino acids. The record is from RefSeq and is a predicted model, not a curated record. The transcript has 2 exons. Gene Ontology annotation, biological process: defense response; abscisic acid-activated signaling pathway. Lineage: Eukaryota; Viridiplantae; Streptophyta; Magnoliopsida; Rosales; Cannabaceae. Gene Ontology annotation, molecular function: signaling receptor activity; protein phosphatase inhibitor activity; abscisic acid binding. Gene Ontology annotation, cellular component: nucleus; cytoplasm.
AUAUAAAUACCAGUCCGUAUGCCCAUAUAUCUUCAUCUUCAACACAAGAACCUACUCCAAGUUCAAAACAUAUCCUCCUUCUCAUUUCCUCUUUGAUCCCUUUUUGAUCAUAUCAUGGGUGUUUUCACUUAUGAAACCGAGUUCACCUCCACCAUCCCUCCUGCUAGGCUGUUCAAGGCCUUUGUCCUUGAUGGAGACAACCUCAUCCCAAAGAUCGCUCCUCAAGCCAUUAAACAAGUAAAGAUCCUUGAAGGAGAUGGAGGAGCUGGAACCAUGAAGAAGAUCACUUUUGGAGAAGGGAGUACCUUUAACUAUGUGAAGCACAGAGUUGAAUCGGUUGACCAAGACAACUUGUGCCACUCUUAUACUUUGAUUGAAGGAGAUGCUUUGACAGACAAGCUUGAGAAAAUCUCUUAUGAGACCAAGUUGGCGGCUUCCCCUGAUGGAGGCUCUAUCAUUAAGACUGUCAGCAGCUACUACACUAUUGGUGAUGCUGAAAUUAAGGAAGAGAAUGUUAAGGAAGGCAAAGAAAAGGCAUCUCAGCUCUUCAAGCUCUUUGAGAAAUACCUCAAUGACCACCCUGAUGCAUACAACAACUAAACAUGUUGAAUUUUAUGUUUUAUGUGUGUUUUGUCAAGUUUUUCUUGUAUCAUCUGAAGUGUGAUUUUUCAAGAUUUGUUUUCUGUUAAUUGUACUCUAUUUGGGGAAGAUCUAAUAAAAUUAAACCUGUAUGGCAGCUUUGAAUCA